Messenger RNA from Oldenlandia corymbosa var. corymbosa, 4309 nucleotides. Lineage: Eukaryota; Viridiplantae; Streptophyta; Magnoliopsida; Gentianales; Rubiaceae. The record is from the annotation of a GenBank genome assembly.
AGUCAAACGUCGUUGUCAGAUUAGACCACUUGUGAUGUGCAUUUUGUGUUACUAUAAUACCCCUAGUAAAAAACUUGUUCAUAGUAAAUCAGAUUUACAGAGUAGGAAUAACUGUUGCAUAGUAAAAACUUUAUCAAAAUAUUGUAUCACAUAAGUAGUAGUAAAUAGUAAUAACCAAAACCAAAAGAUUGGUUGACUGUUUUCAGUUUUUCACUUUUCACCCUCCGGUAAGAUAAUAGCGAACGCGGCAGCAUGAUUCAUCAAUCAAACCCCCAUCCGACCAUGAAUCUGAUGAGAUCCUUUCUCCGGUCGCCAAAUCAACGCCGGCUGCUUCAAAAAUUCCACCACCACCACCACCACCACCACAGAUGCUCCUCCCCUACCCGAGCUAUCUCCACCGUUCCUCCCCCACUCAUUUGCCGCCGGAAGCAGGAUGAGUCCCAGUCCGAUCACAUAUCGCCUCGUCAUCGACCCCUUCCCGCUGCUUUCGCCGCCCGUUACCGCCGCAUCAGCAUGUGGCAAAGGAUUCGUGCGAACCCAAUCGAAUGGCCAGUGCGGUAUGCGACCCGUAAUCUGGCUAUUCAUUUUGUGCCGCCGGGCAAAGUCUCCAUCGUCGAGCGAUUCGGAGGAUAUACCAAGGCUUUGACUCACGGAACCCAUCUAUUGAUUCCCUUUGUUGACCGAAUUGUGAGCGUUUUAUCUGUAGAAGAGACGUCUGUCCCCUUGUUCCCAAUCGAAGCCUCUACCUGGGAUCGUAAGAGUGUUUCCCAGGACUCAGUACUUCAAUACCGGGUUUUUGACCCGGUGAUGGCAGCGAAUCCUGAUAACCCGUUGCGUUUACUGAUUCUAUUUGCUGUGGGGAAGUUUUGUUCUUCCAUCAGGUUGAUCACAUUGGACAAAGUUCCUGAAACUCUACACAGAAUCAACAAGGAGAUUCUGGGAAACCCCUUUGAUAGCAAAAACCAAUUCAUGCAACCGAAGGAGUGCAUGAUCAAAAGUUGCAAGAGAUCACUAUGAUGGGAGUGUUUAUGGAUGUAGUCCACUGACUCAACUCUAAGAAGAAAUACACCCAGAAUAUUUAGAAUCACAAAAUGAAGGGAAAACAAAAACAUCCCCACACUACAUUCUAUCUCUUCCCAUUCAGAUCCUUCCUCUGCUACGAAAUCCACAUUACCCCGCCAGCAAAUCACGAUGAGAUCCCUUUUCCGGCUGCUCCAACAAUUCCACCGCCGUCGUCGAUUCCGCUCCUGCGAUGAUGGCAUCCCCACCCCCUGGAAGUAAUGAUGUGUGCUGACCGAAUCGAAUGGCCUAGGAAGUACACGACCCCAAAUCUGGGUGUCCAUUUUGUGCCGCCAGGCAAAGUCUAUGUUGUGGAGCGAUUCGGAAGAUAUGCCAAGACUCUGACUAGUGGGACCCAUUUCUUGAUUCCUUUGGUUGAAAGGAUAGCAUACGUUUUCCCAUCGGAUCAGAUGUCUGUCCCCAUGCUUGAAAUGGGAGCCUGUACCCAGGAUUGCCGCUUCGUUUAUGUGGACUCACUACUUCACUGCCGGGUAUGAAUGAAUUUUGGAUUUUCUACUUCUAAUACUGAUUUAACCUCCUUACUAAUAAUACUACAUCCAGAAGCUUGUAAUUGAUCUAUUUUCCAUCUUACUUGAUGGUUUUGAUGGUUUUUGAAGGUUGCUGAUCCUAAGUUGCAGCCGAGUCUGAUGACCCAUUGUGUAGAAUGCUUUUACGAGCGUCAUUCAAGUAUACUUCGUCCAUCAGGGCGAUCACCGCGGACAAUGUGCUUGAAAAUUUGCCUAAAAUAAGCAGGGAAAUGUUGGUAAGCUACGGAUAAAAGUUGCCAGGCAUGGCCGUUUGCGUCUUUAGCACAGUAAUAUAUAGUUGUCCAAUUGAUGAUAUUUGUUAGAGUUUUUGUUGGGAGAUUUGUUUGAAUUAUUCUUUUCCUAAACUCAUGGUUGAUCGGCCAAUUUUCUUGAACUUGGUUGUUUCUUGUCCCUCAGUUUUGCUGGGGAGCAUUGGAGUUUGGAUUGCUUGAAAGAGCUUUCUAGUCUGGCCACUGGAUCAACCAUUUUUUUAUUAUUUUUGUGUAGGCUGUUAUGAAUGGACUAGGUAAGGAUUGGGGCUUGGAAUGUUUCUCUUUGGAAACAAGUAAGUCACAAGUUGGAUGCAUCCCUUUGAAUUUUGAGUUAUAAUUGAUUCUUAAAAUCUUUUGUUUGGUUUUUUGCGGUUUUCUGACAAGAGUGUGUUCGAUUUGAGUGAAACAAUGAAUGUGACUUCAACAAGAAGACAUAUUUCAGUUUCAGCAUGCAGCCAUUUCUCAUAAAGCAACACUGGUCACUGUAAUUCCAUACAUAUACAUCUUUGUCAUGUAUAUGUAUGCAAAUAUGAAUGUAAGGAUAGUUCUGUUUUAGUUUACCAACAAUUAUGUGGAUAUGGGAAAAUCAUGAGUAUUAAUCGACAAUGCUGAGGGAAAUUUAGAUAGUCAUCUUUGCUUACAUUCUACUGGGAAACAUGAUCCUUGUGCUGAAAAGAAAAACUAAUUUGUAAAUGUAGGUUGUACCUGAAAGUGGAAUCAAUCACCAGGAGUAGGGCGAUCACGUAAGUGUGUUCUUUUUUGCAACUAUUAUGGGAGUAGUUAUAGAUUUUGUUCAACCAACUUAUCCCAGAGAUGACUGUUGAAACCUUGUUCUUGUUAGUAUAUCUAUUAUUAUCAAGUAUGAAAGUACCCAAGUAGUGUUGCUUUACCAAGUGUAAAAGUAGUUUAAUUUACUAUUAAGUGUUAACAUUUUGAUGUCGUACCAACAAGUUCUGAUAAUUGAAAGCUGUUGGAAUAGCAAAAGUUUAUUAUUGUUCUACUACUAGCUAUAUAUUAGCUCUAGUUUUUAUUUAUGCUACUAAUUUUUCUAAAAAAGUGAACAAAAGAUUCCUAGAACUAAUACAACUUUUCAUGUGGUUUUAAAGUUCCCAUUCUAUUGAAAACUUUAGUAUAAGAUAGGAGUUAUUAUGGAUCCAAAACGAAACAAAAAGUAUUCCAUUUGGCGCGGAAAAGAUUGCUUACAAAAGAUAGAACAUAGCCUGGCUGCAUUUUCAAGUGGAAAACAAGACAUGUAAUUUGUGUGGAGAUCCAAAUGAGACUGCAGUUCACCAAAUCUUCUACUAUAAGCCCAUUUCCUAUACUGAGUUAUGGAAAGAACUUGUGGGAUGGUUGAAGCUCCAAAGGAUCAAUAGGUGGAGAUCGGAGGAAGUUGUAGUAUGUAUAGGAAAAGGAGUACAGCAGAGUGAAACAACGGCCCCUGUAUGCAGUUGCAUUCCCUUAGCCGCGUACAACAUACACAAAGGCAGAAACCUUGUCAUAAUAUUUGAAGGACAGAGAGACAGAAGUUGAAACUCGGAUGACAUUGUUUGCAGUGAUUGAUUGUAGCUUUGCUAGUAGCUAGGGGAUCAUUCAAAUAAAUUUUACCACCUAUCCUGCAAUGAUUAAUCACCAGGAUUUAAUUUGGUUAAGCCACUGGCUCAUGUAACCGAAAGGCAUCAAUCACGCAGAGCUGGUUCUGAGGGGAGGCGAUGAGUGCCUCGCCCAGGGCCCGGCCCAGUAAUAACUUAUUAGUAUUGUCAUCAUGGUUUAAAAGAGUAAAGAGUCCUUUUUUUUUCUUUUUUUUUCAUUUCGAUUCACAGCGUACCAAACCACCCUGUGAUCAGUACCUUGCAGGCUGCAGCAGUUAGAAGUUGCACCCUAAACUCUCUUAGGUUUUCUUUUUAUUGCUUCUGUUUGACAUAGUUCUUAUGUAGUUUUUGUAAGGUCGCCUUCAUGCCGUCCGUGAUCACAGGGUUGGAGUAGCCGACCAGCCGCCGGGAACUUUUAGUCACGCGGAAAAAAGGAAAAAAAUGACACGAUUUUUUGGAGUAAAAAAAGGCAAAUGUGUCUUCUUAGUACUAUUCUUUGCUGACAUCAUUUGUCUAGUUCAGCAUUCAUCAGUGGGUAGAUUUGAUAUUUGACUCACCAGUUAACGUGGGUUUUUUAUAUUUCUUCAAAAGACGAUGGCGUAUUUGAUGAUCGGAUAAACCUCGGGGGUAUAUUUGAUAUUAACCCUUUAUUUCUUUUAGUACCCCUCGAUGUUUACUGAAAGGAUAAAUAAUCCUCUAAAUUACGUUUAAAUAGACAAUUUAACCCUCUAUCAAUGAGAUAGUGACUGUUAGUAGAGUAAAAUGACAAAAGUAUUUUUUUUAAAUUAUUAUUAUUAUUAUAUUAUGGGUAGUUUGAAAAAUCACAUAGACUCCCAAGCUAUGUCCGAAUCUUGCAUGCCCU